GUUUCGAGGUCAGUCUUCAACUCAGUGAGUAGACCAUGUUCGUUGCUCUUCUCUGCUUCAUCAUCACCUUCGAUAUCAAGCCUGGUCAUGGGGCUGACAUCAUUGGGGGGACAGAGGUUCAACCUCACUCUCUUCCCUUCAUGGCUUUUGUGAAAUCGCAGAAACAUUUCUGCGGGGGAAUUCUGAUCAACUCGCAAUGGGUUCUGACUGCUGCACACUGUUCUAUGCCUGAAAAAAUUGAAAAAGUGACUGUCGGGCUUCACUCUAUCAAAAGAGGGGAGGAUGAGAAUCACAAGCAGGAGAGAGGAGUGAACCGGCAGGUGAUCCAUCCCGGUUACAACAAUGAAAUGUUUGACAAUGACCUCAUGUUGCUGGAGCUUGAAAAUCCAGUGGUUGAGACAGAGACAGUGAAGUGGCUCACUUUAGGGAAAGGUGGCGAGUAUCCUGAAACCGGUAUGAAGUGUCUGGUUGCAGGAUGGGGAAUUACCAACUACACCCUUCAGACACGGACCAACGUGCUGUUGUCGGCCACUGUAACCGUGAUUGACAGGCAGACGUGCAACUCUCCGAUGUAUUACGACCAUGACCCAGUUAUCACCACAGGCAUGAUUUGUGCUGGUGCUACUGGAGAUGACCACAGUGACACUUGCGCUGGUGACUCCGGUGGGCCGUUGCUGUGUGACAAUUCUCUGGUUGGUGUCACUUCUUUCGGGUUUGACUGCGGCGUCCCUGACAAGCCGGGCGUGUAUGCUUACAUCUCCAAGGAUCGACUCGAAUGGAUCCGGCAAACAGUUGAAAAUUAAGAUCGAGUUCAAUAAAUUAACUUCUCGCGUCAUUCUUGUUGAAUGAAUUGACUAUAUAACAUAUAGUUAAUGAACAACAAUUCAUUUGUCCCUUUAUUAAAUGCAUCCGACUUCAAAAAUAUUUCAAUCAUUUAACAUCUACGUUUUGCCAAAUAUGUGCACUGGGCUGGACAUCAACUUGCAGUGAAAAAUUGUCCAUAUUCAGUUGAAGUUGGGAUAUAUAUUUGGUCUAUUUAUUUUUCACUGUGCUAUUUUGGAUAGUUUGGCCUGAACUCAAUGAGUAGCAUUGCAAAUCGCAACCUCCCUCUGUCUCAGCAUGGUUCAAAACACUUCAGGAUCAGGAUUUAAGUGGAUUUGAUGUUUGUUUCUGCUUUUGAACUUGUGUUCAGUUUAAGUCUUUAUGAUCCACCAACAUGGGUCCAAUAUAUAGAAUGAGUUACAACAGCUAGAUAGUUAUAUUGUAUUGACAUCCUCCAUAAUGUUUCUAAAAGAUUUAGAAGUUCUUUCUGUAAAUGAAUCAAAUAUUAUGCAGUUAUAUAUCUAUCUACAUUUUUCUGUCUUCUUGAUUCAGUUGAUCUUGUUUCUUGAACUACAUUGUUUCUCUUUAUUUUUUUCUCUAUACAAUAUAAUAUUUUUUGCCUCCUUUUUAAAAUGUGUCCGCCGUGUCCAAAACUGUCUUAAUAAUCCUCAUCCUUUAAAAUCCAUAAAAAUCCAUCACACCAAUCCUGUUGUUUAAAUUAACACAAUCUUCAAUGAACGAUCAACUAUUUAACUAUUCCAUUCAUAAGAUCGUUAUUUGUAAUUUCCAAAUCUAUCAUGCUUUGCUUGGUAAUAUUUUGUUCUUUUCUGUUCAUGACUUUUUUUUUAUAUCACUGUUUAUAUCAGUUAAAUCAUUGUUAUUCAUUAAAAUAAUU
This is a messenger RNA of Synchiropus splendidus (mandarinfish), 1717 nucleotides long. RefSeq names its product granzyme A-like. The coding region runs from base 36 to 803 and encodes 255 amino acids. Gene Ontology annotation, molecular function: serine-type endopeptidase activity. The record is from RefSeq and is a predicted model, not a curated record. The transcript is spliced from 5 exons. Gene Ontology annotation, biological process: proteolysis. Lineage: Eukaryota; Metazoa; Chordata; Actinopteri; Syngnathiformes; Callionymidae.